AUGUAUCUCCUUGAUCAUCCACUACGGGGGCCGAACAGAUGUACGGUAAUUGUGGACAAAAGUGUACACAAUCAGAGAAUUGAACGGUUGUGGAGAGAUGUUUACGAAGGAGUUGCUAGUUUUUAUCACUCCCUUUUUACUCACUUAGAAUCUGUAAACAUGCUCAAUGCAGAUAAUGACUUGCAUCUUUUCUAUCUUCAUAUGGUUUUUAUACCGCGCAUAAACAAGCACCUCAAAUCGUGGCAAGAAGCAUGGGUUAAACACCCUCUCAGGACUGAGCACAAUCUCUCCCCUGAACAACUCUGGACGAUUGGUUUGCAGAGGAUUGCGAUGACCAGCAGCCAUAUUGCAAAGGAGGUAUUUGAGGACAUCCAUGAGGAGGAAGGGCAGGACUUUGGGGUCGAUAGGGGCGGCCCUGUUCCCCAUGACUGCACUGAUCGUGCCAUUACCGUUCCCGAGAUUCCCAACCCUCUUACUAGAGUUGACAUGCUAGAGCUUCAAGCAACUCUUUUACACGAGGAAUCAAGCAUGCAAUAUUGAAUUGACUCCUAUAGGUGUGUUUUACAAUUUGUUUCUA
Messenger RNA from Geodia barretti, 577 nucleotides. The record is from the annotation of a GenBank genome assembly. Lineage: Eukaryota; Metazoa; Porifera; Demospongiae; Tetractinellida; Geodiidae.